Molecule: messenger RNA, 4166 nt
Organism: Salmo salar (Atlantic salmon)
Lineage: Eukaryota; Metazoa; Chordata; Actinopteri; Salmoniformes; Salmonidae
Product: putative histone deacetylase 1-B
Biological process (GO): heterochromatin formation
Cellular component (GO): NuRD complex
Molecular function (GO): histone deacetylase activity
Source: RefSeq, a predicted model, not a curated record
UUUUUUGUCGUUCAUCAUACAGCAAUAUGAGGAAUUUAUAUGAGCAUGUAUUUAUUCCACAUAUUGUUGAAAGCUUGUUAGAAGCACAUCUCUGGCACCACAGAGCAGUGAACAGUGCAGACAGGAAACAACGCCUUCGAGCCCAGCAGGCCUCGGUGAUUGGACGAGACGACAGUGUAAAUUAUCCCGUGUGGACACAAAGAACUGCGCUGUGCUAAUUGGAGUAAAAUGGCGCUCUCGUCUGCAGGAGGAACAAAGAAGAAAGUUUGCUAUUAUUAUGAUGGCGACGUCGGGAAUUAUUACUAUGGCCAGGGUCAUCCCAUGAAACCCCACAGGAUCCGUAUGACCCACAACCUCCUGCUCAACUAUGGGCUGUACAGGAAGAUGGAGAUAUAUAGACCUCACAAGGCCAAUGGAGAGGAGAUGACCAAGUACCACAGUGACGACUACAUCAAGUUCCUGCGUUCCAUCCGGCCGGACAACAUGUCAGAACACAGCAAGCAGAUGCAGAGAUUUAAUGUAGGAGAGGACUGCCCAGUGUUUGAUGGCCUGUUUGAGUUCUGUCAGCUCUCAACGGGAGGCUCUGUCGCGGGGGCAGUGAAGCUGAACAAGCAGCAGACGGACAUCGCCAUCAACUGGGCCGGAGGACUCCAUCACGCCAAGAAGUCUGAGGCCUCUGGGUUCUGCUACGUCAACGACAUAGUCCUCGCCAUCCUGGAGCUGCUCAAGUACCACCAGAGGGUGUUGUACAUAGACAUCGACAUUCACCAUGGAGACGGAGUGGAAGAGGCUUUCUUCACCACAGACCGGGUCAUGACUGUCUCCUUCCACAAGUAUGGAGAAUACUUCCCAGGCACAGGAGACCUGAGGGACAUUGGAGCAGGGAAGGGGAAGUACUAUGCUGUAAACUACCCUCUCAGAGACGGCAUCGACGACGAGUCUUAUGAAGCCAUCUUCAAACCUGUGAUGGCUAAAGUGAUGGAGAUGUUUCAGCCCAGUGCUGUAGUGUUACAGUGUGGAGCGGACUCUCUCUCAGGAGACAGGCUUGGCUGCUUCAACCUGACCAUCAAAGGUCAUGCUAAGUGUGUUGAGUACAUGAAGAGUUUCAACCUGCCUCUGCUGAUGUUGGGUGGUGGAGGUUAUACCAUCCGUAACGUGGCCCGCUGCUGGACCUACGAGACCGCCGUGGCUCUGGACAGCACCAUACCUAACGAGCUGCCUUACAAUGAUUACUUUGAGUACUUUGGUCCUGACUUCAAGCUCCACAUCAGCCCGUCUAACAUGACCAACCAGAACACCAAUGAUUACCUGGAGAAGAUCAAACAGAGGUUGUUUGAGAACCUGCGUAUGCUGCCCCACGCCCCGGGGGUCCAGAUGCAGGCCAUCCCUGAAGACGCUCCACACCCGGACUCUGGAGAUGAGGAGGACGAGGACCCUGACAAACGCAUCUCCAUCCGGGCCCAUGAUAAGAGGAUAGCUUGUGAAGAGGAGUUCUCUGACUCUGAGGAUGAGGGACAGGGAGGAGGGGGAAGGAGGAACGCUGCCAACCACAAGAAGACCAAGCGAGUCAAGACUGAGGAAGAGAAAGAGAAGGAGGCAGAGGAGAAGAAAGAUGUGAAAGAGGAGAAAGAGACAGAGGAGAAGAUGGACACCACAGGGCCAACAGAAGAAACUAAGACGUCUUGAAGUGGAAGCAGCAGAGGUAUCCAUGGGUUUCCAGUUGUGCAAUCGAAAUGGACUGUAAAUUAUUCUCUUAACACGGUUUUAGUAUUUCCUCAAACAGUCAAAUGUUUUAGCCUGUGUCAGUGUUGAAUUGCACUUUUAAUUUUUAUUUUUUACUCAUGUCUCUGCCACCUAUUUGUUUUUACCAUGUUAGUUAUGGAGCCUGAGAAUCAAAAGCAGUAGGGUCCAUUUCAAUAGUCUAAAAAGCCUGGUUGGGAUUCAGUCCAAGGUGUGCACACUACUCUAGCUGACGUUUUCCAGGCGGUUACUGUAGGUGUGUUGUCGGCUGUCUAGUGCACUGCUCUAUAACACGGCUUGGAUUGAAUCUCGACCUUAUUUCCGCUCUCUCUCUUUUCACUGAUCUGAGGUGACUUGAUGAAAGCAAAUCCCCCUGAUAAAAGACUGAGGCCAUACUGCUUUCUCAGAUCAGUCCAGAUGAAGAGGAAUCCACUUUCCACUGCAAACAUUCCCAGUUGAACAAUAGUCACCAUCCCUAAGUUAUUUUAAAUCAUGGAUCAACAUUUGUGUUUUCCUCUUCUCCCAGGGUUAGUUUCUGACUGUGCUGGCUUCCUCUUCUCCCAGUACUGGCUUCCUUCUUCUCCCAGGGUUAGUUUCUGACUGUGCUGGCUUCCUCUUCUCCCAGGGUUAGUUUCUGACUGUGCUGGCUUCCUCUUCUCCCAGGGUUAGUUUCUGACUGUGCUGGCUUCCUCUUCUCCCAGGGUUAGUUUCUGACUGUGCUGGCUUCCUCUUCUCCCAGGGUUAGUUUCUGACUGUGCUGGCUUCCUCUUCUCCCAGGGUUAGUUUCUGACUGUGCUGGCUUCCUCUUCUCCCAGGGUUAGUUUCUGACUGUGCUGGCUUCCUCUUCUCCCAGGGUUAGUUUCUGACUGUGCUGGCUUCCUCUUCUCCCAGGGUUAGUUUCUGACUGUACUGGCUUCCUCUUCUCCCAGGGUUAGUUUCUGACUGUGCUGGCUUCCUCUUCUCCCAGGGUUAGUUUCUGACUGUGCUGGCUUCCUCUUCUCCCAGGGUUAGUUUCUGACUGUGCUGGCUUCCUCUUCUCCCAGGGUUAGUUUCUGACUGUGCUGGCUUCCUCUUCUCCCAGGGUUAGUUUCUGACUGUGCUGGCUUCCUCUUCUCCCAGGGUUAGUUUCUGACUGUGCUGGCUUCCUCUUCUCCCAGGGUUAGUUUCUGACUGUGCUGGCUUCCUCUUCUCCCAGGGUUAGUUUCUGACUGUGCUGGCUUCCUCUUCUCCCAGGGUUAGUUUCUGACUGUGCUGGCUUCCUCUUCUCCCAGGGUUAGUUUCUGACUGUGCUGGCUUCCUCUUCUCCCAGGGUUAGUUUCUGACUGUGCUGGCUUCUUCUUCUCCCAGGGUUAGUUUCUGACUGCGCUCCGUGCUGGCUUCUUCCUUACCUUGUUUUAUAUUUCUAAAAGUAACAAUGUUGAAAUGUCUUUUUAUUAGGUCAUACAUAGGGCAGAGUUUCCCCAACUGGCAGGCUGAAUUUGUCGUAGUCGCCCCCUCCCCAAUUUAUUUUAAUUAAUUGUUGGACAUAAGACUGUAAAAACACCAAGUAUUCCCACAUAAGACGUGAUCGUAUGCAAUGUUUUGAAAUUGUUUUAGUCAAAUUCUGUUUGCAAAAAAACCCGGUCUAGAAAGUAAUGCUCCUGACUUAUGAUCCCUGGGACAAGGUGUGUUCAGCUUCCCCAUCAAGGAAAAUCCCCAAGAGCUGCAUAUAGAGGCAACUUCAGCCUACAUCGUUGGGAACCAGCUCACGUUUUAAACCCCUGAUAUUUUCUACUGUAAGGUGACAUAUGGUGCUUGGUUGGGUGUUCAGUUGUGAAAAUAACUUUUAUAGAAGAAAAAUACAUUUCUCAUUGACUUCGUUCUUCUUUGAAAAAUGAUAAAGGCAAUCAUUUGGUUUGUCAAUUUUCCAUGCAAGUAUAAAACUGAUGUUGCUGAUUAAAAAGCUGUGAUGAGUGCAUACCUCUUGCGGUUAAACCCCCCCCCCCCACCAUUAUGCCACUCGGCCCACCUCAAUGAGAUUCCUAUUACGGUCAAAAGGCAAUUAUAAACUGGGUGGUUCGAGCCCUGAACCAUUUUUACUGCUCUAAUUACAUUGGUAACCAGUUUUUAUAAUAACAAUAAGACACCUCUGGGUGUUUGUGUCCAGGCACUCCGCCGUGGUAUAUCGGCCAUAUCAAACCCCCAGAGGUGCCUUAUUGUUAUUAUAAACUGGUUACCAAUGUAAUUAGUAUAAGACCUUCCAUUGAACGCAACCUCACCACCCUGUUAUAGUGGGAGGUCCACAAGUUUACUUCACUGCCACAACUUAAAAUAUCCUGUUUUAGCCAAUGUUUGGAAAGUUUACCAUGAGGCCUGUACUUUACUGGUGUGGAAAGCUGGUUAGUGACCGUGUUUGGUAGUCAUUAAAUGAAGUAAUUUGUGCAUGA